This is a messenger RNA of Vigna angularis (adzuki bean), 856 nucleotides long. Its product is annotated as NADPH:quinone oxidoreductase. Gene Ontology annotation, molecular function: oxidoreductase activity; FMN binding. Bases 26 to 652 code for a protein of 208 amino acids. Gene Ontology annotation, cellular component: cytosol. The transcript is spliced from 3 exons. The record is from RefSeq and is a predicted model, not a curated record. Lineage: Eukaryota; Viridiplantae; Streptophyta; Magnoliopsida; Fabales; Fabaceae.
AUAUAAAUAUAUAUACACAUAAAGCAUGGACUCACAGACAUCAAAACAACAAAACAUGGCGUCGGUGAACAGAGCAUCCUCGUCGCUGAUUAAGGUGGUGGCGCUCUCAGGUUCUCUCAGGAAAGGCUCUUACAACACCGCCCUCAUUCGUUCUGGUAUUGAGCUGAGCAAAGGAGAGGUUGAAGGCAUCGAGAUUGAGUACAUUGAUAUUUCGGAUUUGCCUUUUCUGAACACUGAUCUUGAGAAAGAUGGAAGUUAUCCCUCUGAAGUUGAAGCUUUUCGGCAGAAGAUUGUUGCAGCUGAUAGCGUUCUCUUUGCUUCCCCUGAAUACAAUUACUCUGUCACAGGUCCUUUAAAGAAUGCAAUUGACUGGGCAUCAAGACCACCAAAUGUUUGGGCCGGAAAAGCUGCUGCAAUAGUAAGUGCUGGAGGAGGGCAUGGCGGAGCAAAAUCACAGUAUCAUCUACGCCAAAUUGGAGUGUUUUUGGAUCUUCAUUUCAUCAACAAACCUGAAUUCUUCCUGAAUGUAUUCCAGCCACCACCAAAGUUUAACAGUGAUGGUGACUUGAUUGAUGAAGAUGUUAAGAACAGGUUGAAGGAAAUCCUUCUCUCCUUGAAGGAAUUCACCCUAAGACUUCAAGGAAAAAAUUGAACCAACUUUAGUCCUAAAAAAUUGUUGCAAUAAGCCAUGGAACUUUCAAACAUGUUUCCUUCUUUUGGUACUCUAGUUAAAAUAAUUAUGUGAUGUUAAUCUUACUGUUCCAUUUCUAUCAAACUCUAUUAUUUAGUAUCUCGAAUUUCCAAUUGUAGUUUUUCCAUUUGUGUGAAAGUCAGUUAUCCAACUAUUUUAAUUAUA